ACUUGUUUCUUAUCCUUCUCCGCUACCUAAGACAUAGAGAGAGAGAGAAACACAGUGAGGGAGAAAUGGUUUCUCUGAAGCUACAGAAGCGGCUCUCCGCGAGCGUUCUAAAGUGUGGAAAAGGAAAGGUUUGGCUCGAUCCUAAUGAAGUCAACGAGAUCUCUAUGGCAAACUCCCGCCAGAACAUAAGGAAGUUGGUUAAAGAUGGUUUUAUCAUCAGGAAGCCAACCAAGAUUCACUCUCGAUCUCGUGCUCGUCGCAUGAAGGAAGCCAAGAGAAAGGGACGUCACUCUGGAUAUGGUAAGCGCAAGGGUACAAGGGAGGCAAGGUUGCCCACAAAGAUCUUGUGGAUGAGAAGGAUGCGUGUACUUAGACGCCUACUCCGCAAGUACAGGGAAUCAAAGAAGAUUGACAAGCACAUGUACCAUGACAUGUACAUGAAAGUCAAGGGUAAUGUGUUUAAGAACAAGAGAGUCCUCAUGGAGAGCAUCCACAAAUCCAAGGCUGAGAAGGCCAGAGAAAAGACAUUGGCUGACCAGUUUGAAGCUAAGAGGGCUAAGAAUAAGGCAAGCAGGGAAAGGAAACAUGCUAGGAGGGAGGAGCGAUUGGCCCAGGGACCUGGAGGAGUAGAGAAGCCAGUUGCAGCACCACCUGCCGCCACUGCUCAACCAGCUGGUGGUUCCAAGAAGUCCAAGAAGUAAGGAGGUGAUCUAGCGAAGAAGUGUGAGCCAUGAAUUUAGAGAGAAACAUGUUCAAGUAGUUUUUUUGUCGAGCCAGUCUGCUGUUUUUGGCCAAUAUGAACUUGUUUAAGUUGGAUUAAGGUUUCAUGAUUUUGUUCUCAGUUUCCAUGCUGUUUUGUUUACUUUUUAGUGACAUUUAUUUAUUUUUGCUAUGGUUUCAUUGAAUUCUAAAUACCAUCGUUUCAUCGACUGCUUAA
Messenger RNA from Gossypium raimondii (Peruvian cotton), 937 nucleotides. Its product is annotated as 60S ribosomal protein L19-1. Gene Ontology annotation, biological process: translation. Gene Ontology annotation, molecular function: RNA binding; structural constituent of ribosome. Bases 66 to 701 code for a protein of 211 amino acids. Gene Ontology annotation, cellular component: ribosome; cytosolic large ribosomal subunit. Lineage: Eukaryota; Viridiplantae; Streptophyta; Magnoliopsida; Malvales; Malvaceae. The record is from RefSeq and is a predicted model, not a curated record. The transcript is spliced from 5 exons.